Messenger RNA from Histoplasma mississippiense, 294 nucleotides. RefSeq lists its product with no specific name. Bases 1 to 294 code for a protein of 97 amino acids. The record is from RefSeq and is a predicted model, not a curated record. The transcript is spliced from 3 exons. NCBI's taxonomy places the organism in Eukaryota, Fungi, Ascomycota, Eurotiomycetes, Onygenales, Ajellomycetaceae.
AUGUCCUUCUCCACCGAAUGCAGCCUUCUGGUAGGGAGUCCAGAUGUACUGGUACCUGGAAUAAACGGGCGUGCUCAACGAAAUGAAAGUACCAGUACCCGGAUGAAGGUAUAUUUCCGAGCCAUUGGGCCUUGUAGGUAUCCUCCUGUACAUGGAGCACACACCGUAGGCUGGGAAGGCAUGCCCCAGGCCUUGCCAAGGUUCCGCCGCUGUUGCGUGUCGUCUCCUGGGAUGGCGCUGAUGAUUCCUCUCAUUGCGGCUCGCGGGGUGCUGGAGUUCGAUUUCUACGGCUGA